This is a messenger RNA of Caenorhabditis remanei, 861 nucleotides long. RefSeq lists its product as uncharacterized. The record is from RefSeq and is a predicted model, not a curated record. The transcript has 4 exons. NCBI's taxonomy places the organism in Eukaryota, Metazoa, Nematoda, Chromadorea, Rhabditida, Rhabditidae. The coding region runs from base 1 to 861 and encodes 286 amino acids.
AUGGCUAUAUUUAUUUUGAAAGACAUUCGUGACUCGAUAAUGCUCACAUCUUGUGUGGCAUUCUAUUGCACCACUCUUUGUUUCUGCACUGCUAUUCUUGAAAUCGGGGGUAAAAUAGGUCGUUUCGAUCUCCAACAUCAUAAGAAACUGAUAAUUGCAUCUACCGUAUUCCAUAUAGCUAUUACUGUAGCUACAGUAAAGACAACAAUGAUAUGGCUAAAUGUCAAAGAAAGAAAUGCAUUGCUUCAAAUCUACCUCUUCUGCAUCUCCACGUUCACCAUCUUCAACUUCUGGGCCGUCACACUUCGUGACAGUCGUCUCUGGGAAUCCGACUACAAUAAUUUCCUAAAAUUCAGAGCUCGUGUCGGGUUUUCUCAUUUCUUACUGUCCAUCGCAAUUCUUCGCAUUUCGAAAAGUUUGACGGCAACCGAUGACACCUUCAAGCAACACUUUGGGUUUAUGUUCUUUUUGUAUUUGCCUUGUUCGAUGGCUACCAUCGAUUUUUUGGUAGUUUGGAGGAAUGGAAUACAGCGGACUGAUGUCAAGUUUAAAGAUUGGUUCAUUUUGGAAAAUGAAUCGGAAUUCGAGAGAAUUGGAGGCGGCUCUGAGAACCGUCAACCGUCCGACUGCGGAAUCUGCCUCCUCGAGUACAGUGACGGGAAACCCCGUAUUCCUCGAAUCCUGUCAUGUGGUCAUACUGUAUGUGAGAAGUGUAUUGAGGAAAUGCCAAAAAAUGAUCGAUCCGUCCAAUGCCCAUUUUGUAGACAAACUACUCGCGUCUAUUAUGCCAAAAGUUUACCAAAAAAUUAUUUGGCGCUGGAAUUUGUGGAUGAGUUGAACAAGCCCAAGUAUUGGUUGUGA